UGAGGCCCCGGUGGAGCUAGGGGUUGAAGUUUCGGCACCGAGUCACCAGGGUUCUCUCGGAUUGCCCACUCAAGCCCGCCCACUUUCUUUGAGAGUUUGCCUAUCAUCUUUCUACUGCCCCGGCGAAAAGCUCCAGGGACUGCCUUUGUAAUGACGGCAUCUAAAGAAGGACCAAAGGAAAAUGACGUGUCUCGAAAGACCACUGGCAUCCCCUCUUUAAAACAACCCAUUUCAGAGGUCCCACAAAAUACACCGCUACACUAAGGCCGCAAGUACUUUUGCCCAUAUAAAAUAUGGCGGAAAGCUUUCUGGUCUCCAAGGGAACAUCAGUUCGCUCCCAGGACCCUGGACAGCGGCGGGUGCUGGACAGGGCGGCCCGGCAGCGCCGCAUCAACAGGCAGCUUGAGGCCUUGGAGAAUGACAACUUCCAGGAUGACCCCCACGCAGGACUCCCCCAGCUUGGCAAGAGACUGCCUCAAUUUGAUGAUGAUGCAGACACCGGAAAGAAAAAGAAAAAAACCCGGGGUGAUCAUUUUAAACUUCGCUUCCGAAAAAACUUCCAGGCCUUGCUGGAGGAGCAGAACCUGAGUGUGGCUGAGGGCCCCAACUACCUGACAGCCUGUGCGGGACCACCGUCACGGCCCCAGCGCCCCUUCUGUGCUGUCUGCGGCUUCCCCUCCCCGUAUACCUGUGUCAGCUGUGGUGCCCGGUACUGCACGGUGCGCUGUCUGGGCACACACCAGGAGACCAGGUGCCUGAAGUGGACAGUGUGAUCCUCGGCAGCCCCAGAGAGGAAGGCUCUCCAUGCAUCACCCUGGCCUCGGAGAAGAUAUCACCAAAAGGAAAGGUGCUCCCUGGACCAAGAGAGGAGCUAUUCACUCACCCAACAAAACUCAGUCUGAUUCCCAGGGAAGUGGCAGGGAAGUGGGCCAGCCCUCGGGGUGCUAUCGUAAUAGAAGGUUUCAUGUGAGGAGGCACCUGACUGUUAGGUCACAUGAUGUUUUGGGGGUGAGAGUGAUGGGUCACCUGUUUCUCCUACAUACUGCUCUGUAUCAUUUCCUCCUACCUGUCAAUCACCUCUCCCACUGUCUGUCUGUCUGGAUCCCUGACCAUGAAAGAUUGUGUUGCAUUCUCCCGCCACCCUCAUGUCCUUACACUUCUUGGCUGCUUCUUUAUGUCACUUUUUUCAUUAUUAAUUUAGUUCAUUUGUUUUUGGGUUUUUGUUUCUCUGGUUCCUCUGAGUAUCUUUUAAGUACAGCUAGGUCCCAGGACUGGUGACAGGGAAGUGGAAUGAGGGUUGGAGAUAGGGGUGCAGAAUGAUACUGUGGAAGGAGCCAGCCCUGUUUUCAUUGGGCUCUUAUUUUUGGUGCCACCAUUCUGAGGGAACCGUUGUCCUGAGGAAGCUCUUGUUAUCAGAGGCUGUGGUAUGUGAAAUUAUUAGCAGAGAAAACCCAGAAGUUUCUGGAAAGCAUGGGGGAAUUCAUGGUAUAGAGGCUCCUGUUAUUGGUGGCCCUGGAUGCUGUAACUCUUCUGUAGUACUAGAUCUUCUUACACCCACCCCUUUUCUAAGUGGGUUGUGAGCUGUAAGCAAGUAAGCUCCUUGGAGGUAGUUGUCUAGUACCCUGUUGGAAUAUAGCCAAGUACGUGCUUAGAAAGUAUUUGCUGAUCAAAUGACCUCAAAAGUUACUAAUGAUAUCCGGCAAAGUCAGUGUUAGGCACCUUCUUAGGCUCUUCGCCCACUUUUGGGGAUUUUCUUGGGGCUGGCCCAAAUGUUCUCAGUGUCUUCCUGAGGAACUGCUUGUCCUUUCUCUGGAGACUUGCAGUUGGGCAAGCGGUGUUAGUGACAGCUUUGUGUUGAAUGGUGGUGAGAACAGAGUUUACAGACAGUCCUAAGCGUGGUUUUAAAAAAUGGCUAUACAUUUUUUGACCAUCCUUCCAUCAAACGUGGGGUCUUUGUGCCCUUGGGAUCUGGGAUCUGGGCAGGCUUAUGACUACUUUCACCAGUAGCAAGUGGCAGAAGAGAGACCAUGUGACAUUCAAGGCCAGGUGAUAAAAGGCAGGGAAGCUCCUGCCUUGUCCCCAGGACACUUGCUUUUGGAGUCCUUAGCCACCAUGUAAGAAAUCCAACGGUCCUGAAGGCAACAUGCUGUGAGGAAGCUCAGACUACACAAGAAGCCAGUGCAGGUGCUCCCUCUGACAGGUCCAGCUGACCAAGCCUUCAAGCCAUCCCAGCCCAGGUUUCCAUCAUAGGAGUGAAGAUACUUCCUGAUGACGCCAGCCCCCAGGCACCAAGCCACCCUCAGCCAUUUGAGUCUUUCUAGCUGUGUCCUCAACAUCGUGGAGCAGACACAAGCCAUCUCUGCUGUGCCCUGUCUAAAUUCCUGACCUUCAGAAUCUAGGUGUAUAAUUAAAAGGUUUAUGCCAUUGA
Messenger RNA from Hipposideros armiger (great roundleaf bat), 2428 nucleotides. It is a transcript of the gene ZNHIT1, whose product is annotated as zinc finger HIT-type containing 1. Gene Ontology annotation, biological process: chromatin remodeling. The record is from RefSeq and is a predicted model, not a curated record. NCBI's taxonomy places the organism in Eukaryota, Metazoa, Chordata, Mammalia, Chiroptera, Hipposideridae. The transcript is spliced from 5 exons. The coding region runs from base 294 to 773 and encodes 159 amino acids.